Messenger RNA from Staurois parvus, 369 nucleotides. The record is from the annotation of a GenBank genome assembly. Lineage: Eukaryota; Metazoa; Chordata; Amphibia; Anura; Ranidae.
UGACACCAGCAGCACUCAUGCAGCCCCACAGCAAAGGGCACUCACACCACCAUGUUUCACAGUAGGCACCAUGCAUUUUUCUUUGUACUCUUCACCUUUGCGAUGUCGUACAGUUUUGAAGCCAUCAGUUCCACAAACAUUUUAUCUUAUUUAUCUUGGUCUCAUCAUCACUCCAGAGUAAAGAUCCCAGUAGUCUUCUUCUUUUUCAGCACGGGCCCUGGCAUAUUCUAGGUGGGCUUUUUUGUGCAUGGGCUUUAGGAGAGGCUUCCUGCGUGGACGACACCCAUGCAUGCCAUUCCUCUGCAGUGUACACUGUAUUGUGUCAUGGGAAACAAUCAUCCCAUUUUGGCUUUCUACUUCUUUAGCUCA